UAGGCUGCUUUUAUAUGUUACGUCUCUACAGCAGACGAACUACACUAAACCAUGGAUAAAGAGAAAGUGGAGACUUUGGCGUGUAAAUCUGCAUUGUAUUAUUACGGGAAGGCGUGCAACUAUGAUGAGGAGUCGGAAGCAUUGGGCUAUAAAGGACCAUCUACUGCAGCAAGGGCUUUGGCCCGGAUAUUCCAAAAUGAUAGGAAGAACAGGGUCAUUCUAGAUAUCGGAGGAGGGACUGGUUUAGUUGGAGAAGAGUUAAAGAAGGAAGGAUUUGAGAUAAUGGAUAUUUUGGAUUCAUCUGACAAGAUGCUGGACAUUGCACGACAGAGGUGUAUUUAUGGAAAUGUGAUCACAGAUACAUGA
Mizuhopecten yessoensis (Yesso scallop) is the source of this 366-nucleotide messenger RNA. RefSeq lists its product as uncharacterized. Lineage: Eukaryota; Metazoa; Mollusca; Bivalvia; Pectinida; Pectinidae. Bases 52 to 366 code for a protein of 104 amino acids. The record is from RefSeq and is a predicted model, not a curated record. The transcript is spliced from 3 exons.